This is a messenger RNA of Filobasidium floriforme, 1876 nucleotides long. RefSeq lists its product as uncharacterized. The record is from RefSeq and is a predicted model, not a curated record. Bases 296 to 1717 code for a protein of 473 amino acids. Lineage: Eukaryota; Fungi; Basidiomycota; Tremellomycetes; Filobasidiales; Filobasidiaceae. The transcript is spliced from 7 exons. Gene Ontology annotation, molecular function: 3-dehydroquinate synthase activity. Gene Ontology annotation, biological process: antibiotic biosynthetic process.
AAUUGAGAAGGGGGAUCGUAGGACCCCCCAGGCUUGCUCUCGUCAGCGAACCUUUCGGAUCGAUCGGGUCUAUCGAUGAUGCUGUGGCAGCGGGGUUCAGGGCUCGACCCGAAUUGUACAUAUACCACCCAGGCUCGACACGUUCGUUCAGGUCUCGUCGCACAACUUCAGUCUUGCCUCUUUUCCUUCUCUCAACGAACUCUUCUUCAACUCGACGAGCUUCUUCCAUCUUCAACACUUGAUCCCUCACCCCUCCCCUGAACUCAACUUCAACGAAAAUAAAAACUCUUCCAUAAUGUCUUCCGAUAUGUCAGGCAACGUCGUCAAGACCCCCACCGGUCUCAAGGUCAACGGUAGCGAGAAGCUCGACUACAACUUCCACUACGUCUCCCCCGUCUUCGACAUCAGCCACGCCAAGCUCGCCGAGACCUACAAGCCAUGGGGCCGAGUCCUCAUCGUCCUCGACAAGAUCGUCGCCGGUAUCUACCAGAAGCCCAUCGAGGAGUACUUUGCCCACUACAAGGUCCCCGCCCACUUCAAGCUCAUCAACGGUGGUGAGCUCAACAAGAACAUGGACACCUUCGAGGAGAUCGUCGACUUCCUCGACGCUUCCGGACUCGUCCGACAGGAGCCCCUCCUCGUUGUCGGAGGUGGUCUCGUCACCGACGUCGCCGGUUACGUCUGUGCCAGCUACAGGCGAUCGACUCCCUUCAUCCGAGUACCUACCACUUUGAUCGGAUUGAUCGACGCUUCCGUCUCGAUCAAGGUCGGUCUUAACCACAAGAAGCUCAAGAACCGACUCGGUGCCUACUUCGCCCCCGUCGACACCUAUCUCGACUUUUCCUUCUUGAAGACCUUGCCUGAGGGUCAGGUCCGAAACGGAACCGCCGAGCUCAUCAAGAUCUGCACCGUCUCCGAGAAGAGGAUCUGGGACCUCUUGGUCAAGCACGGAAAGCAGCUCGUCGAGACCGGAUACGGUUUCAAGAACGACGACAAGGAGUUGAAGGCCAUCGGUGAUGACAUCUGCAAGAGCGGAAUCGAGGAGAUGCUCAGGCUCGAGUCUGGUAACUUGCACGAGUUGAUGCUCGACCGUGUCAUCGCUUUCGGUCACUCUUGGUCCCCUACCUGCGAGUUGGGAACCUCGCCCCUUCCCCUCAGGCACGGACACGCUAUCAUGAUCGACAUGGCCUACUCCAUCACCCUCGCCCACUCUCGAGGCAUGCUCACCGACGCUAUGCGUGACGAGUGGUUCACCCUCGCCACCCAGGUCGGACUCUCGAUCGAUCACCCCCAGUUCGACGCCAAGCUCUUGCAGCUCUCUACCCGAGCCAUCGAGAAGACCCGAAACGGAAAGCAGAGGUUCGCCGUUCCCGACGGCGAGUUCGGAAAGUGCACCUUCUUGAACGAUGUCUCGGACGAGGAGCUCGCCAAGGUCCUCGAGACCCACAAGAAGUUUGUUGCCGACAGGUUCCCCAACUACAAGGGACAGGACGCCUACGUUGACUCUGGUGACUUGGGUGAGGACGUCGAGAAGUACAUCGAGAACAAGAAGAACGGCGGAGAGACCCUCUCCGGUGGAUGCGACCACUCGCACGGCAACGGAACCGCUCCUUCGCUCAAGAAGGUCGACGGCUCGGCUGCCAAGGCCGCCGUCGCCGCCGGUGCCGCUGUCAACUCGAACGGCCAGAUCGUCAACGGUCAGGACGGAACCGCCUGAACAGGGUCUUCAGUCAAACAUGACUGAGGCUCUGCGUUCUCGGGUCUCGACGGAUCGGUCUUCAAUAUCUCGGCUUUUCUUUUCUGCGAAUCGACAAAUACAAACCGUACACGAAUAACGACCCGUGCGGGAAGGGGAUGCGAACCCUCUUCUCGCCGG